CGAUGAUCGGCGCAACGAACGAGCCUUGUCUGUCCGCCCAGGGUUCGAUAACGCUAGUCGCGACGAAAUAAAAAAAUGGAAACCAUCCGCCGUUUGUUCACGACCUGUUAUUGUUUACCAUCGCCCUCCGUUCAGGGCAUCAUCCACCAUGCUAGGCUUUAAUAACCCACUGCCGUCGUCGAUGGCCAGCGAAUGCUCGAAGGCCGCGAAGAUCCUAGAAUCAUUCAUCAACCCCAAAGAUACGGCUCGGGAUGCAGCGAUUCCAAGCAAGGUGCUCACAGAAGCCAAGGGAUUUGUGGUUUUCUCGGUUUUCACCCUCGGCGCAUUGGCCUCGAUCAAAUUUGGCUCGGGGUUAAUCGUGGCCCGGUUACCAGAUGGAAGCUGGUCCGCCCCGUCCGCUAUCGCGACUGGGGGGCUUGGAGCAGGUACCCAUCUGGGCUUGGAGCUGACGGACUUUCUUCUCGUCCUGAAUACGGACAAAGCGGUCGAUACCUUUUCCCGAGCAGGUGCCCUCACUGUGGGAAGUGACUGCUCCAUGGCCCUAGGGCCGUUCGGAAAAUGCUCUAGCCGCGACCAGGCUGGUCUGUAUACCUAUUCCAAGGCUCGCGGGCUCUAUCUCGGACAUACCUUUGAGGGUGGUGUACUCCUGGAGCGCUCUGAUGCCAACAGUAAGAUGUACGGCAAGCGGGUGAAAGCAAAGCAGGUGCUCAAAGGGGAAAUACCUGCCCCGCCAGAGUCCAAACGCCUGAUAGAUUUUCUGAACGCCAAUGCGCCUCUCGCUCCAACUCCUUCAACUUCUACGACCAAUGUCACAUCAGUGGGAAAGCCGCCAACGCCACCACCACGGCCCAUGGCCAGUCCGCACCUGGGCAAUCCACACUCAUCCAACUCUAUCGGCCAUCCCCCGUACUCUCCGGGCGCCAGUCCUUACUCCCCAGAUUCAUAUCAACAUCAACCUCACCCACCGCAAACCUAUUCACCUCAGCCCUAUCAGCACCAAACUCACCCACCGCAAACCUAUUCACCUCAGCCCUAUCAACAUCCGUCCGAGCCGCCCCCGCCCUACUCACCUCAACCUUACCCAGGCUAUUCCCACUCACCGAAUUCUCACUCGCCCCACCCUCAUUCACCGAAUCCUCACUCACCCUACUCCCACCCGUCCCAAUCCUACCAACCUCCGCCAAACACUGCAGAGCUACAUUCUCACUCUGCCCCGCCGCCUCCGAUUGCGGAACUGGACAGUACCAGUAUCCCAGCAAUUUGCGAACUCCCAGCCGACAACACCCCACAUAACCCGUCCGGCCAACAGCCCAACUAUAACCCGCCGGCUUCUCAGCCGUCGCCGACGGGCGGAUAUUUCUCGGGAGGCGCCCAGUCUCCGACUCAUGCAGCGAAUGGGCAUCCUCAGGACGGUCAUGCGUCGGGUGUUCUGGCUGCUAGUCAGGACACUGCAUUCUCGCCUACCGCGACGCCCGCUCCGUUGAUCAUCCGGAAGCAAAGCGAUAACAAUGUCCCCUCGAACCUAGCACCGGGGCGGUCUGCCUCAUCGUCCAGCAAUGGCAAUUCGCAGGCCAAUGCGCAUGCUACGCGCAGAGAUGAGCUAUUCUUGUCUUGAAGUUCUAUGGCGUGGGAGGUGAGCCAAGCGGAAGGCACUGGAGUGGUUCAACUCAGGUUGGUCCGAUAAUGGCACUUUCCUGGGAGUCAGAGACCAGUGAAAUAAGAGGAAUGUGACUGGAAGAUAUUAUACCCGAUGUUAAUAGUGCAAUAUAG
Molecule: messenger RNA, 1770 nt
Organism: Aspergillus campestris IBT 28561
Lineage: Eukaryota; Fungi; Ascomycota; Eurotiomycetes; Eurotiales; Aspergillaceae
Product: DUF500-domain-containing protein
Exons: 3
Coding region: 149-1615 (488 amino acids)
Biological process (GO): actin cortical patch localization; actin filament bundle assembly
Cellular component (GO): actin cortical patch
Molecular function (GO): actin filament binding; phosphatidylinositol binding
Source: RefSeq, a predicted model, not a curated record